CACAGUGGGGGAUCUUCCUUGGGGUUUCUGAGAGGAGCAAGGCUUGGGUGCUAUGGAGUGUAGCUGACCAGCGUGUGAUGGAGAGCCGUGAUGUGAUUUUCCAUGAGGGGCUGAAUUAUAAGGGGUGGAAGGAGCGUGGUGCAAGCCAUAGUGGGACUUCCAAUCAAGACCCUCAUACGGCCUCUAUCUUUGAGGGGGCAUGGGAGGACCCUGGAGAUGAAGGGGAGGAGCAGCAGGAGGAGCCAGAACCAGCUGAUUCUAACCAUGAGGAGUCCCGAGAGACAGAUUCUACCCCUCAGCCAGCCACGCAGGCCGAUGUGCAUGAUGAUCAGCCAGAGCAGCAUGUGCCUUCAACUCCAUCGAGAAGCAGUUGGCAGCAGUUGUUGAACCAGCAGCUGUCCAAGACUCCAAGGACUCCAAUGAAGAGGGUGACUUGGGAGGAGAAGCUGCAGAGGCUGGAAGAAGGAGAGGCAACACCUCUGCGACGCAGUGCUCGAAUUUCCCAGCCACCUGAAAGAGGCCAACCCCGUGCGUACUCCUCUGCCGACAGGCUUUGAUGUGCAUGCCUAUGAGGAUGAACCUUUGCUGCGAGAUGAGCUGGUCAAGCUCUACCAAAGCAUUGUGGGAUCCCUCAUGUAUGCUUGUACUACCACACAGCCGCAGAUUGCAUUCGCAGUCUCACAGCUAUCUAAGGUCGCCUCUUGUCCUAAAAUGUUCCACUUGCAGGCCGCUAAGAGAGUGCUGAGGUACCUGAAAGGUGGUGUCAAGUCAGGUAUCUUCUUCCAAACACAGCCCCAAUCUCAGGUCCAGCUGGUUGGCUUCAGUGAUGCCGACUAUGCUGGAGAUUCCGCAAGUCGCAAGAGUCACAGUGGGUAUGUGUUUUGCCUGAAUGGG
This is a messenger RNA of Closterium sp. NIES-67, 894 nucleotides long. The record is from the annotation of a GenBank genome assembly. Lineage: Eukaryota; Viridiplantae; Streptophyta; Zygnematophyceae; Desmidiales; Closteriaceae.